AUGUUCUUGCGUUCAGCGUUCGCAUAUAUUUUCGUCUCUAGCUGCUUAGUUGCUGUGUCAGCCAGGAAUCCACCCAAAGUCUUCAUAAUACGACAUGGAGAGAAACCUCCCAACCCGGACGAUCAUGGCUUGACUCUAGACGGCAUCAAGCGAUCACAGUGCCUGCGGGAUGUUUUCGGCAAAGACUCGAGCUACGACAUUGGACAUAUCAUGGCACCUACAGUCAAGUGGAAUGGUGAGCACCGGCGGGCGUAUAUGACCGUCCUCCCCCUCGCCAAUGACCUCGGUCUUGAAAUCGACGCCCACUGCUCACGCAAAGAUACCCAAUGCGUUGCUGAUACGAUUCGAUCAUACGAAGGUCCUGGAAAUAUCUUGAUUUCCUGGCGACAUAAGAACGUAGGGGAACUCCAGGAGCACUUGGGCUCCCCCGAUCCACUCCAGUAUCCUGAAGAUCGAUUUGACCUCAUUUGGACAAUUCCCUACCCGUAUGAAGAGGUCACAAAUAUAGAAAGCGAGUUCUGUCCGGGCCUUGACUACCGCCCGAGGCUAGUAGCCCAGCAUUGA
This is a messenger RNA of Penicillium daleae, 564 nucleotides long. RefSeq names its product putative phosphoglycerate mutase family protein. NCBI's taxonomy places the organism in Eukaryota, Fungi, Ascomycota, Eurotiomycetes, Eurotiales, Aspergillaceae. Gene Ontology annotation, molecular function: catalytic activity. The record is from RefSeq and is a predicted model, not a curated record. The coding region runs from base 1 to 564 and encodes 187 amino acids. The transcript has 3 exons.